GUGGGUGUAGACGCCGCUUGGCGUUGGGGAGGCGGGUAGAGCACUUGGCGUCGGGCCUUCGGCCGCGUUAUUUCGGGAGGCCUCUCUUUGAGAGACUAGGAUGUCUAAAAUCGGUCCCUACUUUCUUAACUGGCUCCGACAUCCGGGUUCUUUUUUCUCCCGGGGCGCCGUUCGUGCGCGUGGACUAAUUGGAAUCGCCUCUUGGUACGCUCCGCCUGCCGGGACUCGUAGGGCAUUCUGGGAUUGGUAGUUACCUUCUAUAUUCCCCUAGCACGCGGGCUGGAGAAGUGGAGUUCUAUGCUGGCUUUGUUGCCAAGCUGUGCCCUCAUUCCCCCCAUUCCGAGCUUACCCAGUUUACUCUUGGAAGGAUCCCAGAGCUCUGAUCAGAGCCCAUCAGGCCUUUAGAACCAAGAAUUUUGGGAAACAGGGCUGAAGUCGCCUCUUUCUCUCCCUUUAAGCCGUGAGCAUCUCACACCAUGGCAGUUCCUGAGACCCGUCCCAACCACACUAUUUAUAUCAACAAUCUCAAUGAGAAGAUCAAGAAGGAUGAGCUCAAGAAGUCCCUGUAUGCCAUCUUCUCCCAGUUUGGCCAGAUCCUGGAUAUUCUGGUGUCUCGGAGCCUGAAGAUGAGGGGCCAGGCCUUUGUCAUCUUCAAGGAGGUCAGCAGCGCCACUAAUGCCCUGCGUUCCAUGCAGGGGUUCCCCUUCUACGACAAGCCCAUGCGCAUCCAGUAUGCCAAGACUGACUCGGACAUAAUUGCCAAGAUGAAGGGCACCUUUGUGGAGAGGGACCGCAAACGAGAGAAGAGGAAGCCCAAAAGUCAGGAGACACCAGCUGCCAAAAAGGCUGUUCAGGGUGGGGCAGCUGCCCCUGUGGUGGGCGCUGUUCAGCCUGUACCGGGUAUGCCGCCCAUGACUCAGGCUCCCCGCAUCAUGCACCACAUGCCAGGCCAGCCUCCUUACAUGCCACCACCUGGCAUGAUCCCACCACCGGGCCUUGCUCCUGGCCAGAUCCCUCCUGGGGCCAUGCCCCCGCAGCAGCUCAUGCCUGGACAGAUGCCGCCUGCCCAGCCUCUCUCCGAGAAUCCACCCAAUCACAUCCUGUUCCUCACCAACCUGCCUGAGGAGACCAAUGAGCUCAUGCUGUCCAUGCUUUUCAACCAGUUCCCUGGCUUCAAGGAGGUGCGUCUGGUCCCUGGGCGGCACGACAUUGCCUUUGUGGAGUUUGACAACGAAGUGCAGGCUGGGGCAGCACGAGAUGCCCUGCAAGGCUUUAAGAUCACUCAGAACAAUGCCAUGAAGAUCUCUUUUGCCAAGAAGUAGCGCCUUCCCCCACGGGGCGUCCCUGUCCCCAUUCUGGGGCUGCCCCUUAUCCCCCCUUGGCUCAGUCCCUGAAGGUAAGUCCCCCUUGGGGGCCUUCUCAGAGCCGCGUGUGAGUGUGUGGUUGACACACAGCAUUGUACCCAGAGUCUGUCCCCAGACAUUGCACCUGGCGCUGUUAGCUUGUGAUUAAAGUGGUUUUUUUGAGGGUUGGUAUUUUACCACUAUUGUCUGUUUUAUUUUGUCUUCCUUGGUUCCCUCCACAUGGAGAGGUUUGAUCUCCUGGCCUCUGUGGGUUCACUCACAAUCUUGGAAAAACACGAGUAUAACGAUAUUAACCAUACUUAAGCUACAUUGACAGCUUCGGCAGGGUGGUUUUUUUUUUUUGGUCUCAAAUUAUUGAGGACAGGAAAGAAGACACCGGUGUGUAUUUGGGCAGGUCGUGAGCUGCACAAGGAUAUUACUGUUCAGAAGGGCACAUCAGAGGCCUGCUUCUGAGCCGGCUUCUGCAUGCUAUUACAGAGGAAUGGCUCACUGAAGACUGUCCCCAUGGCAUUUGAAGGAGCAGGACAGAGCUGUUGCUUGUUUCACUAAGGGAUUCCCAUGUUGUUGCAAACAGGCAAGUGGAAACAUCUCUUUCCACAUUGGCCUAAUGACUGUGACAUGUGGGUUCUGUGGUUAGCCCAUCUGAUUUGUAGUAGUUUGGGGCCUCCCUAGCUGUCACUCAGUGGGCAGUUAAGUGUCCCCACUGUGAGGUUUUUUCUUCCUGUGUGAGAAGUCUUGUUCCUGCCAUGAUGAUGACCAUGUUUGUUCCCACGAACACCACCAGGCACCGUGCCAGCAAUCAGCAGAUUCAGUAUAUACUUGCUGGAUACUAGUAGAUGCUGAAUAAAACUUGAGAGCGAAAAUUAAAGCUGAUAGGCAGGCCUGUGGUCCUAGUACCUAGAAGGCUGUGGUAGGGCGAUUGCCCUGAGUUCCCCGGCAGUCUGAGCUGCUGUGGUGGGGCCGUAGAGCUGGGAACAGUAGGCUAAUCAGGGGAAGUUCCUCUGAGGAGGUGUCCUAGGUGGAGCCGCUAGUGCUGGGUUUGUAGAGGUGUUUAUUUAUCUCCACCCCCUGAUAAACUCCUUUCUGACUAAGCCAGUGUGUGACCAUUGCCUGCCUGCCACGAGGUUGUGCCUGGCAGGCUCAGAGGUCAGGGUGCCCUGAGUCACUGCUGUGAUCUUGACAAGUGACUGAACUUGGGGCCAGUUUUCUCUUCUGCAGGACAGAAAAUGAAAGUCAAAGCACAGCAGUGUAGAGUGGCCAGUACGGCCCGAAGCUAAGGUGGUCUUGGACCAAGUGCCCUGGCUACUCGACCACCAGAGUAGCCGUCAGUGCAUUUCUGGAGGCAGUGCCGAGAUCCUGAAGUGGGGGUGCUUUAGUGCUUGAGCU
This is a messenger RNA of Chionomys nivalis (European snow vole), 2750 nucleotides long. It is a transcript of the gene Snrpa, whose product is annotated as small nuclear ribonucleoprotein polypeptide A. Lineage: Eukaryota; Metazoa; Chordata; Mammalia; Rodentia; Cricetidae. Gene Ontology annotation, biological process: mRNA splicing, via spliceosome. Gene Ontology annotation, molecular function: U1 snRNA binding. The record is from RefSeq and is a predicted model, not a curated record. The transcript is spliced from 6 exons. Bases 477 to 1322 code for a protein of 281 amino acids. Gene Ontology annotation, cellular component: U1 snRNP.